UGCAAGAUGAGGAAGCCAAGCAUUGCUUCUUGCUUUGUUCUCUGUUUCCUGAGGAUCAUGACAUCGUAGUAGAAGACUUGGUACGAUAUGGGAUGGGGUUGAAAUUAUUCAAAAAUGUUGAUACAGUGCAAGAAGCCAGGAGCAGAGCAAAGUUAGUGAUCAACAAUCUCAUAGCUUCCUGUUUAUUAUUAGCUGGUUAUAAACAAGGUAGCAUCAAAAUGCAUGAUGUUGUACGUGAUGUUGCCAUAUUUAUUGGAUCCAAAAAGUAUUUUGUAAGAGCUGGUCGCAAUUUGAAAGAUUGGCCAAAUAUGGAUAGUCUGGAUCAAUACAUUGGCAUAUCGUUGAUCAGAAAUCAAAUCAGCAACCUUCCUGAGGUCUUAGAAUGUCCAAAGCUCCAAAUAUUACUAUUACAAGACAAUAAAACUGCAUGGUCUUGUUCAAAUGAAUUCUUUUCAGGGAUGAAUGCACUUACUGUUUUAGAUUUGAGCAAACAACCUUUCUACAAUAUUCGCAAUCCAAUUUGUAGUCCUGAUGCUUUCAAUAACCAAAAGUGUCUUCGAACAUUAGUUCUUGACGGAAUUACGUUUGGGGACCCUAAAUUUCUUGGACAGUUAAAGACGCUUGAAGUCCUUAGCCUCAGGCGUGUCGUCUUUUUUAAGGCACCAAAUGCUAUAAGGGAGUUAACUAAUCUAAGGUUGCUGGACAUGACUGAAAGCCGUCAUGAAUUUCCGAUUCCAUCCACAAUGGUAUUGCCUUUAUUCCAUUUGGAGGAGUUGUACUUGUUUCACAUCACAUAUUCGAGGAGUAUCGGAUACCCUGCAGUGGAAGUAGUUGCUGCACUAAGAUCUUUGCCUCUCUUAAAAAUGCUAACCAUUUCCAUACCUGACAUUGCGUAUAUACCCAAGGACUUUGUUUUUCCUGAGCUGGAAAGUUUUAUUAUUGUUAUUGGAAAAUUGAGUUCUUGGGCUUUGCCUCCAAAUUAUUCCCCAAAUUAUUUGGGACUUGGAAAUUUGGUUGGAACCAUGGUUAAUUGGAGUAAAUGGCUAAAGAUGGUGUUGAAAAGAGCUACACGUUUGAGGAUUGACAAUUGUUCUGAAUUGGAAUACUUGAUCAACACAGAGGAAUGGGGGAUUUCAUCACAGGCACAAUCACGUGAUCUGCAAUUUCUCUUCAACCUGGAAGAAUUGGAACUCUGGAGUUUGGGUAGUUUCAAAGGGAUAUGUGCAGCAAGUGCACUUACUACUUCCAGUUGGGUGUGCUUCCCAAAGCUCAGAAGUUUGACAGUUUUGAUUUGUCCUUCACUAUCAACUGUUCUUCUUCCAUUCAAUUUGCUUCAAAGGCUACAACAUUUGGAGGAGCUUGGGGUAGGAUUUUGCGAGAAAUUGGAACAAGUAUUUGAUUUUGGUUUUGAAGGAGAAGGCAUGAAGCUGCUUUCCAGUCGUCAACAUGUGGAACUCAGCAACCUAAGAGAUAUGAAAGUCGUUGAAUGUGGGAAACUGAAAUAUGUCUUCCAACCUUCCAUAGCUCAAGCUCUUCAUCAACUUGAAGAGCUUUCGGUAGUGGACUGUGAAGAAAUGGAGGAAAUUGUUGUUGCCAAGCAAAACGAAGGGCACGAAGAAGAAGAGAGAGUGAACUACAAGAUGGAGUUCAAAAGUCUCAAAGCACUCUACCUUGCAGGUCUUCCAAACCUAAGUGGUUUCUGCACAGGAGGAGACGACUUUCCUUUUGAAUGGCCAUCCUUGGAACAACUUAUGGUGAAAGAGUGCCCCAAAAUGAAGACUUUCGCUGCCACUACUUCUGGCAGCACACCAAAACUGAAGGAAGUUGAAUUGGAUGGAUCCGGGAUACCGCUACAGGGGAUGGACUUGAAUCAGUUUGUGCAAACCCAUAUCAUUUCAAACCCACCUAACUAAGUUAUCAACCAUAAAGAAUGUUGAGCUACUCCCUAUGGUUAUAUGAUGUCUACCUUAGGAUUUUAUUGUGUAAGGGCAUACGCUUCCUGUGAUUUGUGUUUCUAAAUAAUUGUCUUGCUUUGCAACAUCAAAACUACUACUCUAAAUAAAGGUAUAUUUGCCUAAUGUGUGCUGAAGAUUUGAAGAGUGAAUAAAGGGAAAAAAGAGUACCCAACGUGUGCAAUUUUACUUUCUCUGCAUUGUAAUGGAGCUUGUAUCCAAAAUUAUUUAUCUGAAUUGACAAUAUUAUAUGUUUGUUUUCA
Camellia sinensis is the source of this 2215-nucleotide messenger RNA. NCBI's taxonomy places the organism in Eukaryota, Viridiplantae, Streptophyta, Magnoliopsida, Ericales, Theaceae. The record is from RefSeq and is a predicted model, not a curated record.